CCGCAACACCGUGCCACACCUUCUGCCUGCUGCCUUCUGUUGCUGCGAGUUAAUUUGGAUCUUUGUAGCUUCUUUCAAAAGCAUGCCUUCUAUGCUUCUGUCUUGCUGACCGACCUAAUCUUUGCCCCUCAAAUUCAAGCAGCACCGCAUUUGGCACCAUGUCUCUCAAUCUGGAGAAGCAAUUGCUCUUCUAUGGGGCUUACCAUCAUAACAAAGUGAAUGUCGGGAUACACAUCGCCUGUGUACCAGCCAUUCUCAUGACAUUUCUUCUCCUUUUCACGAACACGCCUGCUGUCCCCCUACCCUCGUGGCUUUCCAUCCCUAAUCUCCCGCUAAACAUCGGCACCAUCGGAGCAGUUCUCUAUUCGACUCUGUAUAUCCUCAUGGAGCCUGUAGCCGGAACAAUGAUUGCGCCGUUCAUCAUUGGGGGCACUGCAUACGCCAACCAUCUUACUGCAACCUAUGGGGCGACAGCAAACUAUUGGGCUGGGGGCGUGAACGUAGUGUGCUGGAUUGCACAAUUUGUGGGCCAUGGCAAGUUUGAAGGCAGAGCACCAGCGCUGCUCGACAACGUCGUGCAGGCCCUCUUUCUUGCGCCGUUCUUCGUAUGGUUCGAAAUCCUAUUCUCCUUGGGAUAUCGACAGGAUCUGAAGCGUCGACUUGACAAGGCAGUGGAACAGGAGAUCCAGAAAUUCAAAGAUAGCAAGAACAAGGGAGAGAAUGGCACCGUGAAUGGGACGAAGAAGACUUUCUAAACGCGCUUAAACAUGUUGCUUGGAGAGAACAUGGCAUGUUGGAUUAACCCUAAUCACUGACGAUAAUAUUGGCAGGGGCUAAGUAUGCACAUCAAAGGGUGGAAGUAUGGGCUGUGUGCAAUGAUGCAACUGCUGUGGAUGAACUUGUUGAGGGAGUAGUGCCAACACCUCCACGAAAACCUCCACAGACGUGAAGUUGUUUGAUAUCAGAGGGAAUUGCAGGUUGUUGUGGGCUCAACGAAGGGCUGGCGAUAUAAUAGAAUUCCAGAGGAGCACACGUUCUCUUCGUAGAUACACCAUCGAUCAAUCGAAUCAUACCGGAUGAAUGAC
This is a messenger RNA of Lindgomyces ingoldianus, 1085 nucleotides long. RefSeq names its product DUF962-domain-containing protein. Lineage: Eukaryota; Fungi; Ascomycota; Dothideomycetes; Pleosporales; Lindgomycetaceae. Gene Ontology annotation, biological process: sphingoid catabolic process. Bases 159 to 755 code for a protein of 198 amino acids. The record is from RefSeq and is a predicted model, not a curated record. The transcript is spliced from 4 exons. Gene Ontology annotation, cellular component: endoplasmic reticulum.